AUGGUGGAGGAGGAGGCAAAAAGAAGGGUAAAUCCGGUUCAUUCAUGACCGUUUCCAUGCUAUAUCGUGAAUCACUGAAUAAUUUAAUGACAAUGUUGAAUAUGACUCAUCCACAUUUCAUUCGUUGUAUUAUACCAAAUGAGAAGAAACAAUCCGGUUUAUUGGAUGCUGCAUUGGUAUUAAAUCAGCUAACAUGCAACGGUGUGCUGGAAGGUAUUCGUAUUUGUCGUAAAGGUUUCCCGAACAGAAUGGUACAUAAAGAUUUCAAGCAACGUUACUCAUUGCUUGCCGCGGAUGAAUCAGUGAGUACCACGGAUAUAAAGAAAUGUGCGGAAACAAUGUUGGGCAGAUUAGUAAAGGAUAAUAUUUUAACAGAUGAAAACUUCCGAAUUGGUCAAACGAAAGUUUUCUUCAAAGCUGGCGUAUUAGCGCAUUUGGAAGAUGUUCGUGAUGAGGCACUAAAAACGCUUCUGACAAAAUUGCAAUCACAAAUUAAAUGGUACUUGGGUUUAACUGAUAAAAAACGACGUAUUCAACAGAAAGCCGGUUUACUUAUCGUACAACGAAAUGUUCGUGCAUGGUGCUCAUUGCGAACAUGGAAUUGGUUUAAAUUGUAUACCAAAGUUCGACCAAUGUUAAAGGAAGGAAAGGUAGCAGAAGAGAUGGAAAAAUUACAGGAAAAAUUAAAAUCACUUGAGGAAACACUACAAAAAGAGGAAAGUUUGCGGAAAAGUUUGGAUGAUACGGCCAAAAAAAUGGAAACUGAAAAAGCAGAAUUAUUUGAAAAAUUGGAAGCUGUUAAAAAUAAUCUUACCAAAUCGGAGGGAAAUCUUUCACAAAUGGAAACCGCAAAAACGGAUGCUGAUAGAAAACUUGAGGAACUAAAUGAGCAGCUUGCUGAUGUUGAGGAUCAAAAUACGGAAAUUCAACGAUCCAAAAAGAAAGUGGAAGGUGAAAUUGAUGCAUUGAAGAAGCAAAUUCAGGAUUUGGAAAUGAGUGUGCGUAAGGCAGAAAUGGAAAGGCAAUCAAAGGAUCAUCAAAUUCGAUCACUGCAAGAUGAACUUCAGCAACAAUCGGAAUCUGUUGCAAAAUUAAACAAGGAAAUUAAACAUCAGGAAGAGAUGAAUAAGAAAAUAACAGAAGAUUUACAAGGUGAGGAGGAUAAAACAAAUCAUGCAAACAAGCUCAAAAGUAAGUUGGAGCAAACAUUGAAUGAUUUGGAAGAUAAUUUGGAACGUGAACGACGUGCAAAAGCUGAUAGUGAAAAAUCGAAGAGGAAACUUGAAGGUGAACUAAAAAUUGCAUUAGAAACGAUCGAAGAAGCAACACGUCAACGACGUGAUUUAGAAAAUAAUAUGAAACGAAAGGAAACUGAAUUGAAUACAUUAAGUAGCCGAUUAGAAGAUGAACAAUCAACAAUUAGUAAGUUGCAACGACAAAUUAAAGAAUUACAAAGCCGCGCAGCGGAACUGGAAGAUGAAGUGCAUAAUGAGCGACAAUCACGAUCUAAAACUGAUAAAGCACGUUCUGAUAUUCAACACGAAUUAGAGGAUUUAAAUGAUCGUUUAGACGAGCAAGGUGGUGCAACAGCAGCGCAAAUAGAAAUUAAUAAGAAACGUGAAGCUGAACUAGCUAAACUUCGUCGUGAUAUCGAAGAAGCUAAUAUGAAUCAUGAAAGUCAAUUAGCUGCGCUACGUAAAAAGCAUACCGAUGCAGUUGCUGAAUUAACUGAUCAAUUAGAUCAAAUUCAAAAGCAAAAGCAAAAAUUGGAAAAGGAUAAAUCACAAUAUGUGAGAAAUGCCGAUGAUUUAGCUGCUCAGUUGGAUAGUGAAAGUGCUGCUAAAGUUAGCAAUGAAAAAUUAGUGAAGCAAUUCGAAUUACAAUUAAACGAUUUGCAAGCUCGAGCAGAUGAGCAAGCACGUCAAUUACACGAUUACAGUUCAAUUCGUAAUCGUCUUGGAAAUGAGAAUAGCGAUAUGAUACGACAACUGGAAGAUGCGGAAGAGCAAGUUGCAACAUUACAACGAUUUAAAGCCCAAUUAAUGUCACAAAUUGAAGAUGUUCGUUCAGCUGCUGAUGAAGAAGUACGUGAACGACAAGCGCUUGCGGCGCAAGUGAAAGUUUUACAAGUGGAAGCGGAACAAGCACAUAAUAAUUUGGAGGAAGAGAUUGAAUCGAAGAAUGAAGUAGCACGACAAUUGAGUAAAGCAAAUGGUGAAAUUCAACAAUGGCAGUCACGUUUCGAACAAGAUGGCAUGAUUCAAGCUACGGAAAUUGAAGAAAUUCGUCGUAAGCAAGGUGUUAAAAUUAGUGAAUUACAAGAAGCACUUGAACAUGCUAAUCAGAAGAUUAUAUCAUUGGAAAAAGCACGAUCACGCCUUCUUGGUGAUCUUGAUGAUGCGCAAGUUGACGUGGAACGUGCAAAUGCUGUAGCAAGUCAACUGGAGAAGAAGCAAAAAGGCUUUGAUGCACUUGUUGAUGAGUGGAAAAAGAAAGCUGAUGAUAUGGCAGCAGAACUUGAUGCUGUUCAACGUGAAGUACAUAGUUUAUCGACGGAUUUGUUCAAAAUGAAAACAACCUAUGAAGAGCAUUCUGAAACAGUUGAAGGACUUCGUCAUGAAAAUAAAGCUUUAAGUAAUGAAAUUAGAGAUCUCACUGAUCAGCUUAGUGAAGGUGGACGCUCUCAACAUGAAAUGCAAAAAAUGAUCCGACGAUUGGAAAUUGAAAAAGAGGAAUUACAACAUGCACUCGAUGAAGCAGAAGGAGCAUUAGAAGCAGAAGAAAGUAAAGUAAUGCGAGCGCAGGUGGAAGUAUCACAGAUACGUUCUGAAAUUGAAAAAAGAAUACAGGAGAAAGAAGAAGAUUUUGAAAAUACACGACGAAAUCAUCAACGUGCAUUGGAAUCGAUGCAAGCAUCAUUGGAAGCAGAAUCAAAAAGUAAAAAUGAACUUCUACGUGUUAAGAAAAAGCUUGAAUCAGAUAUUAAUGAGAUUGAAAUUGCACUCGAUCAUGCUAAUAAAGGAAAUGCCGAUGCGCAGAAAAAUUUGAAACGAUGCACGGAGCAAAUUCGUGAAAUUCAAUUACAGAUCGAAGAAGAGCAACGACAACGUGAUGAAAUGAAACAACAUUAUUACACUGCUGAAAAACGUGUGCAAAUUUUGGAAGCUGAAAAAGAUGAAAUUAGCCAAGCAUUGGAACAAGCGGAACGAGCCCGAAAACAAGCGGAAUUGGAAGCGAAUGAAAGUCGUGAUCAAGCUAAUGAAUUAAAUAUGCAAGCCAUUCAUGCAGACAUGGAUGAAACAUUGAACGAAUUUCGUGCUUCGGAAGAACGAAGUAAGCGAGCAAUCGCUGAUGUUGAAAGGCUUGCUGAAGAAUACCGGCAAGAACAAGAACACGAAGCCGAGCAAGCAGCACUGAAAGGAGGCAAAAAAGUGAUUACCAAACUGGAACAACGCAUUCAUGAUCUCGAAGCUGAACUUGACGGUGAACAACAUCGUUAUCAGGAAGCCAGUAAAAAUGUUGCAAAAUCCGAGAGGCGAGUACGCGAAUUACAAUUUCAAGUGGACGAGGAUAAGAAAAAUUACGAACGCUUGCAGGAUCUCGUCGAUAAACUUCAAAGCAAAAUUAAAACACAAAAGAAGCAAUUAGAAGAUGCUGAAGAGUUAGCAAAUCUAAAUUUGCAAAAAUAUCGACAAAUUCAGCAUCAACUGGAAGAUGCCGAAGAGCGUGCUGACAAUGCCGAAAAUUCCGUCACAAAAAUGCGUUCAAUGAGCCGAACAGCAAUGUCGGUUGGACCGGGUGUUGGAUUACAGGGAGCUCGUUCCGCUACCGUACUUCGUUCAUCAUCUCGUAAUCGAAUUUCCGACUAUUAA
Acanthocheilonema viteae is the source of this 3872-nucleotide messenger RNA. The record is from the annotation of a GenBank genome assembly. Lineage: Eukaryota; Metazoa; Nematoda; Chromadorea; Rhabditida; Onchocercidae.